This is a messenger RNA of Durusdinium trenchii, 1009 nucleotides long. The record is from the annotation of a GenBank genome assembly. NCBI's taxonomy places the organism in Eukaryota, Dinophyceae, Suessiales, Symbiodiniaceae.
GCCGCCGAACGGUGCGAUUCUGUUUGCCAAAGCAAAGAGAUGCUGCGCGAUUCUGUGAUUGUUUAGGACUAUAUAAGUUGUGAGAUGUUGUGGUCAAAUUAGGAGAAUAACUGACCCUUUGUGAUCCCGUGUAAAGGUCGGCAUGAUCAUCCACUAUGUGCUGUAUACGUUUCUCGAUCAGUGUUUGGUGUGCAAGGUGGCCAUUUGUCUCGAAAGCUUCUGCAAUACUUUUUAUCGCAAUGGUGUUGACUCAAGAGCAAGAAGCUGAGAUGAAAGAGGCCUUCCAAUUGUUUGCUGGUUUUGAAGGCAAGGAGAAGAUUGAAGCGACUAAACUGGGCGUCCUCUUUCAGUCCCUGGGGAUGACUUUCUCCGAUGAGGAGCUUGCAGCCAAGACAGAAGAGAUAGCUCGAGACAACGUGAUCUGCCUCAAGGAUUUUCUGGCUUUCAUGGAUCGGAAGAUACAAGAAGAUGAAGAGAAUGAUGAGGAAGAGCUUCGACAGGCCUUCAGAGUCAUGGACAAGGAUGGUACAGGCUUUAUUGACAUGAAUGAGAUUCGUCACAUCAUGCUGGAUCUGGGCAGCAAGUUGGAGGGGGGCAAACAUUGCUAUCCUGAUGAAGAGUAUGCGCAUCGUGCGCAUCGGGCGGAAAAGGGUGACGAAGUAAAAGGUCCUCAGCUGAUCAAUUUUGAAGAGUUCAAAAAGAUGAUGUCGUUUCAGUGAGGGGAGGUUUUGACCUCACCUUGAAAUACCUGUCUCUCCAGUGGACUCCCGUGUCUUCAAAUAUUAGUGUCUCCUUCCAGGAUCUAGGCCGCCUUGGCCUCACCUAGGGGUGAGCUGUAGCCCUUGGACUCCAGGGCAGGCGACCUCAGCAGCACCUCACCGUGGGACUGGGCACAUGUACAAAGGUUAUCAACCUGCAACUUAACCCUGCAUUCGAUCUCCACAUCGCAUCUUCCCAAAGGGAAUCCUUGUGCUGGACAUGAUCGGUCAGCAGGUUGCAGAGAGCCCAA